Molecule: messenger RNA, 897 nt
Organism: Pseudogymnoascus destructans
Lineage: Eukaryota; Fungi; Ascomycota; Leotiomycetes; Thelebolales; Thelebolaceae
Exons: 1
Coding region: 1-897 (298 amino acids)
Biological process (GO): transcription initiation at RNA polymerase II promoter
Cellular component (GO): transcription factor TFIIE complex
Source: RefSeq, a predicted model, not a curated record
AUGUCUUCAUACCUAGACAAGGCUCAGAACGCAUUCAAAAGUAAUGUACAGGGAGCUGCCUCGAGGGUCUCUAACAAGCGCACAUUUGCAGCAGCGUCUGCAUCUGCUCCAUCUCCAUCUUCAGCGAGCCAGUCCACUCCGUCUCCGAGUUCAAAAGAUCAGAAGCGCAAGCGCGAGACCCUGCCAGUCGUCUAUUCUCAGCCGUCAGAAACAGGCUAUGGCAGCGAUUCAUACACACAAGUCACAUACAUCAUUGAAUUUUUGAAGAAGAAGGGAGAGCCGAAAAGCUUCAAGGAAAUUCUUGAGUAUAUGUCGUUUAUGGGCCUUCCUGAUCAACAAAAGCGUACUCUGGCUGCAAUUCUUCGGAAACACGGAAGGUUGGAAUGGAUUACAGACCCAAAGAAGAAAGUACAGGCAUGGGAUUCUGGCAAGUUCCAGCACAGACCUAUCAUCAAUGUGCGAACGAAAGAUCAGCUUCUGGCGUAUUUACAGAAGAAGGCGGAUGCUCAGGGUGUUUCGGUGAAGGAACUCAAGGACGGCUGGCCAGAUUGUGAGGAUGCUAUCACUGAGUUGGAGAAGCAGCAUCGUUUACUUGUCACCCGAACAAAGAAGGACGGACACGCCCGCAUGGUUUGGGCCGAUGACCCUACGCUACGCCAUCCUGUUGAACCCGAGUUUGAGGCUAUGUGGCACCGCAUUGAACUGGCAGAUCCGGAUGACCUCGUUAGGAAGCUUAUCGAGGCCGGCCAAAAGCCUGCCAGUGAGGACCCAAGCAAGCGGGUGAAGGCACCACCAAAGGCGAAGGAUAAGAAGAAGAGGCCGCCGAGGAAGGAUGGCCGGACUACUAAUGUUCAUAUGGAGCAUCUGCUGAGAGAUUUUGACCACUUGAGAGGCUGA